Molecule: messenger RNA, 534 nt
Organism: Postia placenta MAD-698-R-SB12
Lineage: Eukaryota; Fungi; Basidiomycota; Agaricomycetes; Polyporales; Adustoporiaceae
Exons: 3
Coding region: 1-534 (177 amino acids)
Source: RefSeq, a predicted model, not a curated record
AUGUCCGCAACGCAAUCUCUUCUUCCGAGGACACCCGGUCCCGCGUACCUCCCUGAUGGGCGUCCGUCACUGAGGCGGCGCCGAACGGCCAGCCUUGGGCAUCCGAAUAACAAUGUCGCUGUACAGCAUGGCAGCAACGUUCAGGCACGGCAGUUUGCGCUAGUGCCGUCGCGUAUGUCGGGUUCAUCCUGUCGUGUGACGUCCGAAUCACCAAACAUCAAACCGCCCGCCAAACGCUAUAGUGCAAGUGCAGCGGCCCCUAUUCCCAUCGUGGUCACCAGCUUCAAGACUGGCAAACCCGGGCGGAGCCUUAGGUACUGUACGAUCGAGCAGGAGCAGGCGGCGCGGCGGCCCGGGCGAGGAACAUGUUUGGGAUACACGGAAGCGGUUGGAACGCACGCGACGGCAUCGGGCUGCGGCAAGCCGCAAAAAGAGCAGAGUGCUGAAGCGCGAAUGGACGGUAGUGUGGCGGAAUUCAGGGAAACGGUUGCGGGAACGUACGAUGGCGCACCGCAGCCGCUGAACGUACCUUAG